Plutella xylostella (diamondback moth) is the source of this 933-nucleotide messenger RNA. Its product is annotated as ubiquitin thioesterase otubain-like. Lineage: Eukaryota; Metazoa; Arthropoda; Insecta; Lepidoptera; Plutellidae. Gene Ontology annotation, biological process: protein K48-linked deubiquitination. Gene Ontology annotation, cellular component: nucleus. The record is from RefSeq and is a predicted model, not a curated record. Gene Ontology annotation, molecular function: ubiquitin binding; cysteine-type deubiquitinase activity.
GACUUUUCGUCAUCUGUCUGUCAAAAAUUGUCAAUUUAUAUUUAAAAAUGGCGGAGGAUGCAUCAAGCAGUAGCGGUUGCACCGGCAAUUUAGCUGAUAAUUCAAUAAAUCAAGAUGAGUUGAUUAUGAAACAGCAGCGAGAGAUAGAAAAAGAGAUUUCAGAGUCAAUACCGCUAGUCGGAGAGCUGGAGGACAUUACUUCUUUAGAAAAGGAAUAUUUCGAAGACCCAGUCUACCUCUUAAAAGUCAAAGAUCUCACUUCGAAGUACAAACAUAUCCGCAGGACGCGGCCCGAUGGCAACUGUUUCUUCCGAGCAUUCUCCUACGCUUACCUCGAGAACUUACUCACGGACAAGACAGAGUAUGAAAAGUUCUAUGAAAUUGCCAAGAACUCCAAGGACAUCCUUGUAGCAUUGGGCUUCUCCCAGUUUACAGUGGAAGACUUCUAUGAGACUUUUAUGGAGGUGGUGCAGCGGGUCGGCGAACAGGCGGCGGGCGCGGAGGGGGCGCUCCCCGCCGCCCGCGCCGAGCUGCAUGACCGCUUCAACAAGCAGGGCUACUCCGACUACAUCGUGGUGUACCUGCGGCUGGUCACGUCCGGGCAGCUGCAGACGCAGCACGACUUCUACCAAAACUUCAUUGAGGGCCCUCGCACUGUGACUGAGUUCUGUCGGCAGGAGGUAGAGCCAAUGUACAAGGAGUCGGACCACAUCCACAUCAUAGCUCUGAGCAACGCACUGAAUGUGGGAGUGAGGGUCAAGUACAUGGACCGCGGGGAGGGCAGCCAGGUGAUAGCGCACGACUUCCCGGAGGGCGCCAAGCCGCUGGUGCACCUGCUGUACCGGCCCGGCCACUACGACAUCCUCUACGGGUGAUAGGCCGCCGCCUCCAGCUUGUUCGUCUUGAUUAUAACAUUAAUUAUACUUGUACCUA